AUGAAUGAACUCUUCGCACCCGCCCCUGAGCCUACGACCGAACUCGGUCGAUACCGGGUGCUCUCCUCCACGGCGGGCAUUCGUGUAUCGCCCCUCCAGCUGGGCGCCAUGUCCAUUGGCGACGCAUGGUCUCAAUUCAUGGGAUCAAUGGACAAAGAACAGUCGUUCAAACUCCUGGAUGCCUUCUUCGAGGCAGGCGGCAACUUUAUCGACACCGCAAACAACUACCAAGCGGAACAAUCCGAGGAAUGGCUCGGCGAAUGGAUGGCAUCGCGAAAGAACCGUGACCAAGUGGUGUUGGCGACCAAGUUCACCACCGACUACCGAUCCUACGCUUUGGGCAAGGGUAAAGCUCCCAACAGCUGCGGAAACCACCGACGCAGUCUUCACAUGAGUGUGCGUGACUCGCUGCGCAAGUUGCAGACCGACUGGAUUGAUAUCUUGUAUCUUCACUGGUGGGACCACACUACUUCGAUUGAGGAGAUCAUGGACAGUUUGCACAUUCUGGUUGAGCAAGGAAAGGUUUUGUAUCUGGGAAUCUCCGACUCUCCUGCGUGGGUUGUCAGCGCAGCCAACACCUAUGCCCGUGCUCAUGGAAAGACCCCAUUCAGUGUCUACCAAGGUCGGUGGAAUGUGAUGCUGCGUGACUUUGAACGCGAGAUUAUCCCUAUGGCUCGUCAUUUUGGCAUGGCUCUCGCUCCUUGGGAUGUUCUGGGCAGCGGCAAAUUCCAGACCAAGAAGGCCCUUGAAGAGAGAAAGAAGAACGGCGAGGGAUUGCGCAGCAUGUUUGGCCCAGACCAGACUGAAGACGAAAUCCGAAUGAGCGAGGCCUUGGCCAAGGUUGCCUCGGAACAUGGCAUUGAAUCAGUGACAGCGAUUGCCAUUGCAUACGUCAUGUCCAAGGCGCCGAAUGUGUUCCCUCUGGUUGGAGGCCGAAAGAUUGAACACCUCCACGACAACAUCCAAGCUCUCAAGAUCAAUUUGACUCCGGAACAGAUUGAAUAUUUGGAAAGCGUCAAGCCGUUGGACGUUGGAUUCCCCAACACCUUUAUCGGACCGGACCCUAAGGUCACAGGGAAGGCAAGUUUACUGUUGGGGUCUAAUGCUCCUUUUGCUUUUGUGCAGUCGUCCAAGGCAAUUGGCCAAUGA
Molecule: messenger RNA, 1149 nt
Organism: Aspergillus wentii DTO 134E9
Lineage: Eukaryota; Fungi; Ascomycota; Eurotiomycetes; Eurotiales; Aspergillaceae
Product: aldo/keto reductase
Exons: 1
Coding region: 1-1149 (382 amino acids)
Source: RefSeq, a predicted model, not a curated record